CCUGGUGCAGCCCGACGGCGCCAGCCUGCGCUACAACGACUACGCCUGGAACCAGGUGGCCAACGUGCUGUACCUCGAGUCCCCCCUGGGCGUGGGCUUCUCCUACUCGGACGACAAGCAGUACACCACCAACGACACCGAGGUCGCCCACAACAACUACCUGGCCCUGAAGGAGUUCCUGCGCCUCUUCCCGGAGUACUCCAAUAACGACCUGUACCUCACCGGCGAGAGCUACGCCGGGAUCUAUAUCCCCACGCUGGCGCAGUGGGUCAUGCAGGAUCCCAGCCUCAAGCUCAAGGGCCUGGCUGUGGGCAACGGCCUCUCCUGCUAUGAGACCAACGACAACUCCCUGGUCUACUUCGCCUACUACCACGGCCUCCUGGGAACCCAGCUCUGGCAGGACCUGCAGACCUUCUGCUGCUCGCAGGGGAAAUGCAACUUCCACGACAAUCGUAACCUGAACUGCACACUUAAGAUGACGGAAAUGAUCAAGAUCGUGGAUGAGUCUGGCCUGAACAUCUACAACCUCUACGCCCCAUGUGCUGGUGGCGUCCCUGGAGCCUUCAGGUAUGAGGGGAGCCAGCUUAUCACCCACGACCUGGGCAACUCCUUCAUCAGGCAUUCCCUGAAGUUCUCCUGGAAGCAGAACCUGCUCCAAAUGGCAGUGGCCAAGAAAGCGGUUCGGCUGGACCCCCCUUGCACUAACACAACUGCUAUCAGCAACUUCCUGAACUCCCCCGAAGUGCGGAAGGCCCUGCACAUCGCCCCAGAAGUCCCCAAGUGGCAGCUGUGCAACUUUGAGGUGAACCGCAGCUACAAGCGCCUCUACACCACGAUGAAUGACCAGUACCUGAAGCUGCUCAGCUCAGGGAAAUACCGGAUCCUGGUGUACAACGGCGACGUGGACAUGGCCUGCAACUUCUUGGGGGAUGAGUGGUUUGUGGACUCCCUGGGCCAGAAGGUGCAGGUCAACCGCAGGCCUUGGCUGUACAAAGAUGGGGGCGUGGACCAGAUCGGGGGCUUCGUGAAGGAAUUCACCAACCUUGCCUUCCUCACCAUCAAGGGGGCCGGGCACAUGGUGCCCACGGACCAGCCGCAAGCUGCCUUCACCAUGUUCAGCCGCUUCAUUCACCGCCAGCCGUACUAGCAGCCGCAGAGCAGGGUUGCGUUUCCUGCGCUGAUGCCUGGUGCCCCAGCCCUAGGCCCUUCCCUGCAGUUGGCCACUCACGGUUUGAUGGCCACAGAUACGGGUUCCCAACGGCGCUGAGGCUCCUGUUUUCCUCUGGUUUCCUGGCAAGGGGCACCAGACUCUGCUUCAUUCCUGACACCCCCCCCACCAGUGCUAGGGGUCUCAACCCAGCUGCU
This is a messenger RNA of Gavialis gangeticus (Gharial), 1365 nucleotides long. It is a transcript of the gene CTSA, whose product is annotated as cathepsin A. The record is from RefSeq and is a predicted model, not a curated record. The transcript has 12 exons. Gene Ontology annotation, molecular function: serine-type carboxypeptidase activity. Gene Ontology annotation, biological process: proteolysis. Lineage: Eukaryota; Metazoa; Chordata; Crocodylia; Gavialidae. The coding region runs from base 272 to 1147 and encodes 291 amino acids.